Molecule: messenger RNA, 1773 nt
Organism: Bursaphelenchus okinawaensis
Lineage: Eukaryota; Metazoa; Nematoda; Chromadorea; Rhabditida; Aphelenchoididae
Source: the annotation of a GenBank genome assembly
AUGGCUUCAGAGAACGAACCGUUUCGAAAGUCAAAAACAAUGGUAAGGUCGCUUUAGUAAGGAUAUUUACUUAUAAAAUUGCCAUCUUUAUUUGUAUCUUUAUUAAUGUUUUACGCUUUUUCAGAGUGUGACAGUAGGGAAUCCGGACGGGGAUUCAGAGGACGAGGAGAUCGAUGUCAGAGAACGGUUCAAAGCGAUGGCAAUGGCCGAAGAUCAGCCGAUUGCUCAUUUUGUCGAGGACAAUGAAGUCAUUCUGCCUUCUACAUCGACGGGUCACGAGAACUUCAGGUUAGACAAGGUGCACGAGCUGAUCAGCCACGACUUCAGCGUCCUCAACGACCAUGAAUUUGUCGAGCCUGUAGUUCAGAAACCACCAAAGAUCAUCAACGGGUAUUUGUUUGGAGAUCUGCUGGGAGAAGGGUCCUACAGCAAGGUGAAGGAAGUCAUCGACAGCAGGACCCUUGUACGACGCUCUAUUAAAAUCAUCAAGGUACGUUGUUAUAAGUUUUGGAAUAAUUUUAGGUAUUAAAUUAGUAAUUUGUUGAACUAAAUUUGAACACACUGCUUUAGUUACAUUAAAUUAAUUUGAUUUUGAUUGUCUUAUUAAUGCUUUUCAGGACAAAAGGUUGAAAAAGAUUCCUUUUGGCGAGAAGAAUGUGCAACAUGAGAUCCACAUCUUACGCCAAGUGCGACAUGAGAAUGUAGUUCGGCUUCUGGAGAACUUUAGAGUGGAGGAAAAGGAGAAGCUGUAUCUUGUAAUGGAGUACUGUACGUGUUCUCUUCAGCAGUUGUUAGAUGCGUCUGUGGAGAAGAAACUUCAAGAGUUUCAGGUAUCUUGUUGUUAUUUUGUGAAAGGUUGAGUCACUCUUUCGAAAUAUAGACUUACAUUUUUGUCGCCUUUCGUAGUUAAACAUUAAUUUAUAGGCGCAUGGGUACUUGGUACAGUUGUUGGAAGGCGUUGACUAUCUUCACUUGAAAGGUGUCAUUCACAAAGAUAUCAAACCUGGAAACCUGUUAUUGUCAUCUGAUGGGUGCCUCAAGAUUUGUGACAUGGGAGUAGCUGAACUUCUCGAAACCUCUGAUCCUUUAAACGAUGACUGGUGCACUUUGUCACAAGGGACACCCAAGUUUCAACCGCCAGAGGUCGUUUCUGGGAAUGUGGAACGGUUUAGGUAACAUUUCUUUACAUUAAGUUGUUACAGUAAUAAUAAAUUGUGCAUAUUGAACUUUACCCUUGCUUCAGGGGUCGUCCAGUUGAUAUUUGGGCGUGUGGUGUGACCUUGUACAACAUGAUCAGUGGCGAUUACCCCUUCAACGGCGAUGGGUUGAUGAAGUUGUUUGAGAACAUAACCCAGAAUGACAUUGAGUGGCCAGAAGAUAUUAAGGACAACCGGACCUUACACACGCUUCUGAAGGGAGUGCUGGAGAAAGACCCUGACAACCGGUGGAAUACGGUAACCAUCAGGGCGGGAGAGUGGUUCAAGACAGAGUUCCAAGUGGUGAGUGGAGUUUCGUUGACCGAGAGAUUCGUAGCGUCUGUAGACCGAGACUAGAUUUUAGAAGCUGGACCAGAUGGUUAGUUGUGGUCCUCGUCCAGAGCACGACCAGCUCGACGUGCUGCAGCGUUGGGACGAGCCCGCGGAAGAACAGCUGAGCGAACGACCUCUGAUCGCCGACGAAAAGCCGGAUUCUGAGCCGACCACGGAGCAAAACUCUCGAUCUCGCGGCUUCUUCAAACGUAUCUGGUGUCCUUGGCGUCGACGCCACAAUUAA